This is a messenger RNA of Funneliformis mosseae, 147 nucleotides long. Lineage: Eukaryota; Fungi; Glomeromycota; Glomeromycetes; Glomerales; Glomeraceae. The record is from the annotation of a GenBank genome assembly.
AUGAAUAAGGGUACCUAUGUUAAUAAUGUAGUUAUUUUCGCAAUCCAUGCUACAUUAUUUGAUAACUCUUUUGGAGAACAUGCAUUCAUUACUAUUUUUGAAUAUCAAAGUAUAGCAAGUUCAGAUAGAAGGAGUGACAGACGUUAA